GGGGGAGUGAGAGGGGGAGGUGCUGGGUCCAGGACUGAGUGGGCAGUGGGGACCAUGUAGACCGGCACAGUGGGGGGGACAGUAAGUGAGCAGAAACAACCCCCUCACCCCACAUCCCCCCGGCCCCCCCUCCCCCCGCCCGACCCCCCUCCCUCUCGCACCAUGUUCCGCCCCCCACCCCCCCACGUGGACAUCCCCCGCAACCUGAGCUACAUCUCGGGCCUGUACGAGAAGGCCUACCGGGAGGGGGGGGAGUCCCGCGGGCGCUCGGCGGCCCCCGCCUCGCCGAGGGAGCGGCGCAAGCGGCGGGCGAGCUCGCUGCCGGCGGGGGUGGGCCGGGCCGGCCCGGGCGAGGAGGACGGGGGGGCCCGCGGGAGGGGGAGGGGGGCCGCCGGGAGGGGCCGCAGCCGGAGCCCCGACACCAGGAAGCGGGUGAGGUUCGCCGACUCGCUGGGACUGGAGCUGGCGGCCGUGAGGCGCUUCAACCGCUGGCAGCCCCCUCGUGCGCCCUCGCUCGCCCAGGCGCGGGAUCGAAUACAGGCCCAGGCCCAGGCUCAGCUGCAGGCCCAGGCACAGGCUCAACUACAGGCCCAGGCUCAACUACAGGCCCGAGCACAGGCUCAACUGCAGGCCCAGGCACGGGAUCAACUGCAGGCCCAGGCACGGGAUCAACUACAGGCCCAGGCUUUGACUCAACGCAACGCCGGACUAGGCCCCAGACCAGGCCCUUGGCUGGAGAUGGAGAUGGGCGGCAAGGACUCGGUGCAGCAUCCGUGGAGGCUGGAGCCGGCGUUUGCCAACCCACUGGGGCAGCCGGGCUUUGCCGAGCGUCUACGCCGGGACAAGGUUUGCCUGGAGGGGCUGUCGGUGGAGGGGGACCGUGUGCGGGGCACGGUGCGGGUGCUGAACCUGGCCUUCACCAAGGAGGUGUGGGUGCGGCACUCGUCCGACAGCUGGCGUUCCCACGCCGACACGCCGGCCCGGUUCAUCCCCGGCUCCACCGACCGGCACACCGACCGCUUCGCCUUCGAGCUGCCGCCGCCGCUCCCCCGGGCCGGGACCGGCGCGCUCCAGCUCGCUCUCCGAUUCACCGCCGGAGCUCACAGCUACUGGGACAACAACGGCGGCACUAACUACCGGCUACGGGCAGUGGGAUCGACAGCUCCCCCGGUGCCCGCACCCCCACCCGCACCCUCCCCACCCCCCGAACACUGGGGGGCCAGCUGGAUACACUUCAUAUGACACCCACCCCCCACCCUGGGGACCAACCCAGCGACUCCUCCCCUCAGCACCUCGAGUGGGUGAGGAUCGGGUGUCACCCAGUGGGUGAGGAUCGAGUGUCACCCAGUGGGUGAGGAUCGGGUGUCACCCAGCGGGUGAGGAUCGAGUGUCACCCAGCGGGUGAGGAUCGGGUGUCACCCAGCGGGUGAGGAUCGGGUGUCACCCAGUGGGUGAGGAUCGGGUGUCACCCGGUGGGUGAGGAUCGGGUGUCACCCGGCGGGUGAGGAUCGGGUGUCACCCAGUGGGUGAGGAUCGGGUGUCACCCAGUGGGUGAGGAUCGGGUGUCACCCAGUGGGUGAGGAUCGGGUGUCACCCAGUGGGUGAGGAUCGGGUGUCACCCGGUGGGUGAGGCGAUGGGACGAGGCUCACUCAGUGGAUGGCGGGUUUUGGUCAAGUGUCACCUAAGGGGGAGGGGUUGGGAUCCAGGGUCGCCCAGUAGGUGAGGGGUUAGGGUUGUGUCACCCAGUUGGGACUGGUGUCUGGUCAGCAUGCACUCUGUGGGCCGAAGGGCCUGUUUCCCUGCUAUAUCACUCAAUCAACAGUGGGAUUGAUGUGUCUUUUGAUGUAAACGGAUAGCAGGGAGGCUGUGGGCCGAAUGGCUGGUUCUGACUACCUCUCUCCCCAGGGCCCUGUGCAUCGGGGUAGCAGGGUAGUUGUGGCCUGAAUGGCCUGGUUCAGACUCCCUCUCUCCCAGGGCCCAGUGCAGUGGGGUUGAUGUAAGGGGAUAGCAGAGAGAGUGGGCCGAAGGGCCUGGUUCUGACCCUAUCUCCCUGGGUGGGGGUUCAGAUUGCAGCCUCUCCCAAUGGGUGAGGUAAUAGGUCAAUGCUGACCCAGUGGGUGAGGGAGGGGCCAGCUGCAUACACUUCAUGUGAUAGG
Messenger RNA from Amblyraja radiata (thorny skate), 2157 nucleotides. Its product is annotated as protein phosphatase 1 regulatory subunit 3E-like. The record is from RefSeq and is a predicted model, not a curated record. Gene Ontology annotation, molecular function: glycogen binding; protein phosphatase 1 binding. Gene Ontology annotation, cellular component: protein phosphatase type 1 complex. The transcript has 2 exons. The coding region runs from base 163 to 1242 and encodes 359 amino acids. Lineage: Eukaryota; Metazoa; Chordata; Chondrichthyes; Rajiformes; Rajidae. Gene Ontology annotation, biological process: regulation of glycogen biosynthetic process.